AUGUCUCUCUCUUCUUAUCACGCAUUCACAUCCCUGAUAUUGUUCCUAUCAUUGAUAUCUCUGCAGUUGGUUUACAACCCUGCGGUACAUCCUUCCAUACUCUUGCCUGUUGUGGCCACGAACAGUUACACCACCGCCGGUGUUCCCCGCAGUGAUGUGCGAGACCCCGAGUGGAGUUACGCCAACAUUAGUGCCUGGCCGCCGCUCUGCAGAGAAGGUGUGCGGCAGAGUCCCAUCUCCUUUGCCACUCGUGCGGCUCAACAACACACCGUCUGGCGAAGAGACUUGGAGCCACUGCAGUUCUCACAGGGAUGUACAUUCGCCGCAGAGCAGACAUCCUUAAAGAUAGUGAAUGAAGUGAAUACCAUUUCGGCUCACUUUGUGGAUCUGGAUGAUCCAAGUGGGGAGUCGCCUAAUCCAUGUACAACGCGAGAUCCCACUGAUAAAAAAUCACCACUGUAUCGAUUUAUGGCUUUACACUUUCACUCACCAGUUGAACAUGAAUUUCCACGUGGUAAACCAGAUGCCGAAUUACAUCUUGUAUUUGCGCAUACUUCCUCAACAGGGAAAUUGGCUCGAUUGGUAAUUGCGGUUCAACUUGUUGCAUCUAAUAAAGUGAAUACAACCUCUGUACGUGCUCUUCGACAUAUAUUGGUAGAAGGUUCACUUCCACCUAAACAUGCUCUCACAACAUGUACAUUAACGGAAGAUAUUGCCAUUGAUGGAUUUCUUCCAAGGCGAAGAAAUUAUCUUGUCUACAAUGGAUCACUUACAACUCCACCAUGUGAAGAAAAUGUUCGUUUUGUUGUGAUGACAGUUCCUCAGAUUAUCUCUAAACUUGCAUUAGAGCGACUUAUUCAAGCCUUCAAUCGUGCCCGUCCAGGAGAACACAUGGGGAAUAGAAGACCCGUACAACCUUUAAAUGGACGUACUAUUUACCGCUACGUGGAUUUAGAGUAUGAGAGGAAAAAAUCGUCAAAGAAAGAUAUGAAGGAUUAUUAUAAUGUAGAUCCACUUCAGAAAGAUGUUUGGGGAGGAGAUGAUGAGAUUCCAAGCAAUAUAUCCAAGUCAUCAGUCCCUAUUCCCAAUACAACAACAACAACAACACCAACAACAAAAACAACAAAAGGAGGAAAAAAAGAUUCAGAAGACAGUGAUGAUAGCAGCAUGGAUGAUUCUCAGGACAAAGUUAAUAAAUGGCCCCGUGCAUUUACAAGAAAUGAAGCAAUUCUUUUUACAUGUGCCGCCAUUUUACUCCUUAUUGUGACUUUUAUUUUAUACAGACGAUGGAGUCGUGCGGUAACACCUGGAAUGAGUUCAGAAGAGACGCAGCCACUUUCACGCAGAUCAUGGGAUUAUGGGACAGCACAGCUGUAG
Molecule: messenger RNA, 1377 nt
Organism: Trypanosoma theileri
Lineage: Eukaryota; Euglenozoa; Kinetoplastea; Trypanosomatida; Trypanosomatidae
Product: putative carbonic anhydrase-like protein
Exons: 1
Coding region: 1-1377 (458 amino acids)
Molecular function (GO): carbonate dehydratase activity; zinc ion binding
Source: RefSeq, a predicted model, not a curated record